AUGCCGACCUUUAAGGUUGUUGUCAUCGGCGCUUCUGGGGUGGGGAAAACUAGUCUUCGCGGCCAGUUCAUAUCUGGUCGUUUCUCAACCUCCUACCGAGCAACCAUCGGCGCGGAUUUCGUCACCAAGACUCUUCCACCUAUUCUACCCUCGACAGAACCUGUUGUUCUCCAAAUAUGGGAUACCGCUGGCCAAGAACGCUUUUCGUCCCUAUCAUCGGCCUUCUUUCGUGGGGCAGACGCCGCCAUUCUUAUGUACGAUGUCAACUCUCCUGACACGUUGUUUGCCCUGCAGAAAUGGUGGGACGAGUUCAAAGACAAGGCGCCAGUGGCCGAAGGCGACAUUGAAGAUGGUCGAUUUUGUGCCGUGGUUGUGGGCAACAAAGUAGACUUGCUCGAGGGGAAAGACGACCAAGAGGUGGUUUCUCCUACCCAGGGAGCGCGGUUUGUGAGAGCGCUGAUACCUCGCAUGGAUACCCCUCCGCCCACACCGGGACUUGUCGGGUCCGUCACUAUUGACGACGACGACAACGAACAUCAGGCCAACACUGACACUGAAGACCCAAUGACUGCCUCCCAGCUCACUGCCCGCCCACCUUCUCCUAAACCCAUAUCCAUUCUUCGUCACCCACAUCUAGCAACCAACCAUCGGAAAACACACUCCUCCUCCCAAAUUUCGUUCAGCGGAGCUCUCCGCCAACCCCGCGCCCAUUCUAGCACUCGUUCUCGUGCUUCAUCCACUAUAACUUCGACUUUGACCAUAUUCCACACCCCUUCCUCGUCCGUCUUUAGCGAUGGGGUCUCGGAAUACUACCACUCAGCACAAUCGUCCUAUUCGGAACCAGAUUUAACACUUAAUGGCCGUUCGCAUUCACCUAGCGCGCGUAGCGCCUCAGAACUGACUAUCACUCCUGCUCGAUUCUCUACCGCGUCCGAGUCGUCGCAAUCACCCACCUCCCUCAUUUCACAGCCAAACGGCAAGCGGUCCCCGCCAGCCCCGGCCCCAAUCGAUACCUCACCCUUUGCAUCGUCCCACAAAACAGCAGAGGAACGGGCGCGAGACCUGGGCCCAAGCAGCGCCGCACUCAGUCCCCUCCCAUACCAAACCCAUCUCCCGUUCGGCGCAUUUGAAGGCAAGAAAGGCGCUAAUGGGCGGCAAAGCAUCCGCACGAAAGGCAGAGAAACCGCCGCAGUGUCCAGCGCCAGCGCGGGCAGCUCUGUUGAGAGCUUAUCAGACAACUACCUGCUUGAACCAGACGUCGACGCGAAUUCCGGUGCUGCUGCUGGCCAUUUCCGUGUUUCGGCGAGGACCGGCCAUGGAGUCGACGAUGUCUUUGGGUGGGUUGCCCGGCGGCUGGUGGAAGAGUGGGACCGGGAGCGACGAGAGGGCGAAAUGCGGAUGGAGUUUGGAGAGGCAGGAGACACGAUUCGCGCAAGGGGCCAAGGCAGACGUCGAAAAGCUUUGAAUGGGAAUGGACAUGUGGGAGACAGUUUCAGUGGAGCAGAAGAGAGGUUGAGGAUGCGCAUGGGUAAUAAUACGAGCAGCGAUAGUUGGGGGAGGUGUUGUCAAGGUUAA
Molecule: messenger RNA, 1575 nt
Organism: Mycena indigotica
Lineage: Eukaryota; Fungi; Basidiomycota; Agaricomycetes; Agaricales; Mycenaceae
Product: Rab small monomeric GTPase
Exons: 2
Coding region: 1-1575 (524 amino acids)
Biological process (GO): regulation of vacuole fusion, non-autophagic
Cellular component (GO): fungal-type vacuole membrane; vacuole; phagocytic vesicle
Molecular function (GO): GTP binding; GTPase activity
Source: RefSeq, a predicted model, not a curated record